GGUACGGAAUAUAAGUUCCAACUAAUGUUAACUUUUUGAUUUUGAAAAAUUAUAACUUUUAUUUUAGGACAAAUCAACUACAAAGUUAUUUUGGAAACUGCAGAAAUUGAUAAUAGGCAAUCAAAAGAGAUUGAGCGUUUCAGUUGUGACGACUGUCACCUGAGUGACCUGGAAGAUGCACCUAUCAUAUAUGGAAGUGUGCUAUUGAGAUAUAAAAGUUACAACUUUAUUUAUUCGAGGCAUAAUAAAAGUUACAACUUUUAACGCAUUGAGCUUAGCUCUCUACUCUCUACUACUAGUAGAGUAGAGUAGUAGAGACUAGUAGAGAGUGUGUGUUUAGGAAUACCUUGAAACCUUCCCGUAAACAGUUCCCUUUCUAUCCACCCCCCAGCCUCCCAGGGCCCCAGGGCCCCAUCCCCCUCCGACCCCAGGUUUUGCAAAAAGUAUGGUCCAUGAAGGUUUGAUCGGUAUUUGCUUGUGUUUUUUGGGCGUCAUUUACGAGCUGAACCCCGUAGAGACCACUUCCAAAAAAAAGGCAAAGGACUUCCGCUUACCAACCACAUCAUCAUGGCCGUAACAGACGCAUCGCACGCAGUUUUGAACCAGCGAGCGAAUCAAGCAGGCUUGGAGGUCAACUCGAAGGAAUUUGCUGAGUUAUUGAACAAAGAUGACUCCAUUGCGCACUUGAGAUCGGAAUACCACAUCCCCAAGAAUUCAGGGCUGUACGAAGUUCGAAAGGAUAUGAUACCAGACAGUGAGUGGGAGAAGGAAUGUAUUUACCUGUGCGGCAACAGCCUAGGGUUGCAGCCCAAGGGGACUCAGCCACUAGUUAACGAGGAGCUACUGAAAUGGCAGAGAAGGGGUGUACAGGGGCACUUCGAUGACUCAGAGAGACGGUGGGUCGACAUCGCCGAGCAAUCAGCCGGUGACAUGGCCAAGAUCGUUGGCGCGGAUGAGUCCGAGGUCGUGAUCAUGAAUACGCUUACAGUCAAUCUGCACCUCAUGUUGGCAUCGUUCUACACUCCCACUGAUACGAGAUGCAAGAUUCUGAUCGAGAACAAGGCGUUUCCGUCUGAUCACUACGCUGUGCGCUCUCAGGUCAAGUCACGCGGUUAUGAUCCGGAUACUGACGUCAUUCUCGUCGAUACAGAAGGCGUCGAUGGAAAUGCCAAAUUGAUUGAGGCAAUCAAAUUGCAUGGCGAUGACAUAGCGCUGGUGCUGUUACCGGGUGUCCAGUAUUAUCUAGGAGAUGCGUUCGAUAUGAAAGCCAUCACAUCAGUCGCCAGACAGAUGGGCUGCGUUGUUGGAUGGGAUCUAGCUCAUGCCGUAGGCAAUAUCGAACUGCAGCUGCACGACUGGGAUUUGGACUUUGCCGUCUGGUGCACGUACAAGUACCUGAACUCAGGCCCUGGAGGUAUAGCUGGUGCUUUUGUGCACUCGAGACACCAUUCGAAUCCCGAGCUUCCCAGGCUGACCGGCUGGUGGAGUCACAACCUCAAAACUCGAUUUAAAAUGGAUAACGAGAUGGACAAGAUCUCUAAUGCUGCCGCUUACGCGAUGUCCAACCCCCCGAUGCUACAAGUUGUGAGCCUGAGAGCUUCGUUAAAUGUCUUCAACAUGACUUCUAUGAAGGACUUGAGGUCUAAAUCGGUGAUGUUAACCGGCUAUCUCGAUCUGCUGUUGUCGAAAAUUCCUAUUGUACAGAAAAAUAUCAAGUCAUUGACCUCGUCAGAUAGGACGAAACGUGGAUGCCAACUGUCUUUGUUCUGCAAGGUGCCAGUGCGUCCUAUUUUUGAGUUUCUGGAGCAUUCCGGUGUCGUCUGCGACCUUCGGGAGCCCGAUGUGAUCAGAAUCGCGCCAGUUCCGAUGUACAAUAAUUUCACUGACUGUUAUCAGUUCGCACAAGUCUUAAAGUCCGCCCUUGAACACCACAGUUAAAUCUGAUGUGUGGCUAUGCUAUUAAUUCAACGUUAUCUAUUGAAUUCCUGGUUCGGGGAUGGAUUUGUUUAUAAAAUAAAGAGUUUCACCAAUAUUCCAAACGAG
Molecule: messenger RNA, 2043 nt
Organism: Sphaeroforma arctica JP610
Lineage: Eukaryota; Ichthyosporea; Ichthyophonida
Product: kynureninase
Exons: 12
Coding region: 568-1938 (456 amino acids)
Biological process (GO): NAD+ biosynthetic process
Cellular component (GO): cytoplasm
Molecular function (GO): kynureninase activity; pyridoxal phosphate binding
Source: RefSeq, a predicted model, not a curated record